CCUCUCUCUGAGCUAACGCCCUCUUCCCGCCAGCCCGCCGCCUGCCAGCCCUGCAGCCGUCCGUGGCUCGGCCAGCUUAGUCUUGAGUCUCUCGACAUCGUAAGUGGGUUCUGCGUCUUGCUGCCUUCCUAGACGGUCCCGGGUGGAUAACGGCUGGUUGCCUCGGCGCAUGAAAACGGCCACGGCCACGGCUUCCCUCCGCCCUGAGUCUCAUUCCUUUGUGGCGGUUCGUCCUGGCAUGCGUUUGCUCCUGAGGCUGACAUGCGGAUAUGCAGGGCUUGCGUGUGAGGUGAGGUGCAUGUUGAGGGGCUGGCUGCUCCAAGACCCCGUCAUACACGUCACCUUGUUGUUCCCGCCCACCCAUAAUCUGUCACUCUUCACGUUGCACCAAGAACACGCAUGCAUUGUUGAUUUGGAAUUUAUUAGGAGUAUUGCUAUUCGCUCACAGGUACGAGCUCCUUCGCUAACUUUUCCUUCCCUAAAGCCCCAGCUUGACCAAGAAUCCUACCACUGGCACCAUCAAAGAGUAUAUCAUCAUUAUCGUAAGAUUGAGGGUGAAGUUGUGUGUGCGAAUAGAAAUAUUCUUUAUUAUUUGCUGGUUGAUGCCUGCAUCUCUAAAUAGCCCAGCCUUUGUUGUCCCAUCUGGCCAUCUGGUCAUUGAGCCAUUGAUGCCAAGACAACUCUACACAAAUCUAGAUACCGUUCUAACAAAGAAUGGACAACCGCUAGUGCUCGCUAUGCCAUGCUAUAAUUCGAAAUGUGACGAAGGAUGAAGCUAGAGGAGGCA
Molecule: messenger RNA, 787 nt
Organism: Ilyonectria robusta
Lineage: Eukaryota; Fungi; Ascomycota; Sordariomycetes; Hypocreales; Nectriaceae
Exons: 1
Coding region: 170-622 (150 amino acids)
Source: RefSeq, a predicted model, not a curated record